This is a messenger RNA of Annulohypoxylon maeteangense, 2014 nucleotides long. RefSeq lists its product as uncharacterized. The transcript has 2 exons. Bases 244 to 1728 code for a protein of 494 amino acids. Lineage: Eukaryota; Fungi; Ascomycota; Sordariomycetes; Xylariales; Hypoxylaceae. The record is from RefSeq and is a predicted model, not a curated record.
GACAAAUAUCGUGCAUACUUCCCUAGUUGCCGAUAUCUCUAAUAGUUGAUCCAGUACAAAUCUCUAUUCGGACGAUUCUGGUAGUAAAUGGCAUCGCAGUUCGGGGUACGAUCGUGUUGAUAGGAUCAUCUGUCCAUUUCCGGCCAUCAAGUCGAGGCUUUUUGCCAAUGACCUCCUCGCUUGAGUAUUAAAUCGGCUAACUCCCCGAAAUCGAAAUUCUAACGGUUAUAUCCAUUUGCGAAGAUGGUCGCCCUCAAUCAAGUCGUGGCCGAUGGCGCUCAUUUGGUCGCAAGAGCCGUCGAAUACCAAAUCCGACAGGCUACUUCGACAGUAUUGAGCUCAAGCAAUUCUGCGACGCCAUCCCCAACAUCCGGUACUUCCAUUUCAUCGACAACCUCGCCGACCGCAUCCCCGGACCCUUCACCCACCAACAACAGCAAUAAUGAUCAGAACAAUGGUGGACAGUCGUCGACUAGCUCUCCUUUGCUAUUCUUUGUUGCGUUGGGGUUUGGUGUCGUCUUCACUAACCUAUGGAUUAUUGUCGGCGUCAAGUAUUGUUUUAGGUAUAAUGCUCGGAAUCGACAACUGAGAGGGUUGGAUGAAAAUGGAGAACCCAUCAACCUCGAGAACAUGCCUGCAAGGCCGCAUAGACGACGUCGUGAGAAGAAAUUAAUGACGAUGGAUGAAGUUAACGAAAAAUUCCCUAUGAUGAAAUACAAGGCCUGGGUGUCAGCACGUGCGAGAGAAGGAUUACCAACCGCCGGCGGCGUAUCUGCACCAGCAAGUCGCGCUAAUAGCGUCAUGAGCGUCGAAGGUAUUGUGCCAGAAACACCAUCUAAAGAACCAUCCCAUACCGAAGAACAUCUAGAUUCUGUCGCCAUCCCGAAAGUUGCAGACCACGAAAAGCCGAACCCCAGCCCGGGAAUCCAGCACAACACAUCGGAGAAUAAUGCCGCUACCGAAGAUACGCUUACUCAAUCGAGAACUGCCGAAAGCAUCAUUACGAAAGAUCAUGAUCACCGCACAAGCGUUGAUGAAGAUGAUGAAGACGAACAUAUAGAUGCUGCCUUGCCUCCCGAGCUUGUCGGUACACAAGGUGAUACGUGCGCCAUCUGUAUCGACACACUUGAGGACGACGACGACAUCCGUGGUCUGACAUGCGGUCACGCUUUUCACGCAGUUUGCAUCGAUCCUUGGUUAACUAACCGCAGGGCUUCCUGUCCUCUCUGCAAGGCUGACUACUAUACACCUAAACCCCGCCCACCUCCUGCGGACGGGGACCCGACUAGUCCUACAUCGCCUAAUGCUGAUCCGACUCGAAAUAACGGCCGUAUGAACAUGCCGAUGUCCCCGCAACGUACGUUUACUUCGUGGAGUAAUUUCCGGGGAGGCCCGCGUGGUAUGAUUCCGGGUCGCUUCGGAGGUGUGGGCGCGGGUACGGAAUCAUCCAAUUAUAGUCGACAACCUCGAAUAUGGGAGAGAAAUCGCGCAGAUCGCCAACGAAGCCAUACCGAAGCGCAGCCGGCCGCGUCGGAUAAUCCAGGUCUUUUCACGAGAGUUCGCAGUCGGUUCCCACCAUUCAGAUUAAAUGAUAUGAUGCGAAGGGAACGUAACGGGCAGGCGAACGAGGCUAGCGAAGCGACUGCUUCUGGUGCUAACGGCGCCGCGAAUACCACGCCGUCGCAAUUAGAAGCAGGUGUACGGCCGUCGGCAACUACGGCGAAUUAAGAAUCUCUUAUCCAUAGAACGUCGGCUUAAUCAACGGAAUAUAUAAAUGUUACAUUGUUUUCUGAUGGCUUUUUUUCUCGACCAUAUCAUGUACACGACCCCGCGAAAUGAGCUAGCAUAUCCUCAUACCCCUUAUUGUUUGCUCUAAAAUUUUCUCAUUUCAUUUUCCUACGGUUGUCGAUAUCUUGCUAAUAUCUACCGAUCCGACGCGAAGGAUUCGGUAGACUAUGCAGGAAGGCGGGAGCAUAAUGCGAGAGUUUCCAGAGGUUGACGUUCUGUUGUUACA